GCAACGCGUAACCUGCGCAAUAGAGUAUUAGAGUUUGUGCGUCAUCUCGUUCGUUAUAGAAAUCUGUAGCUUUCAUUACUUUGAGCAUCAGUCAGUGUUACUGUACUGUUACAGGACAGAAGCUGUCGUGAGUAGUGACGCAGACUAGAACCCGGAUUAUUUUGUUCCGGGAACGUUCAGUGAGUGGAUGUGCUUGCAGCCAAAAGUACGCCGGAGUGCUUAAACCCUUCCGUCACGACACAAGCAACCUCGACUUUUACAACAACAACAAAAUUAAUAAUAAACUGUAAUUUUACCUACUGCUGCAUUCUCUGAAACUUUGAGUUGUAUUAUCUCUUCUGAAGGACAUUUUUAAAUAUCAACAUGGCGGCAUUAAUAAUAGCUGGGAAGAAAGCAUACGAAGAAUGGGUACUAGGAAAAAUGGACCACAGAAGUGACGAGUUGUUUCUGAUGAGCUCUAUAUGGAGUCCAGUGGCCGUCAUAGGACUCUACUUGUACUUUGUGAAGUGUGUGGGCCCUCGUCACAUGAAGAAUAGGCCGGCCUACGAACUGAACGGAGUCAUGAAGGCUUACAACCUGACACAAAUCCUCUGCUCCGUAUACAUGCUGCUUUACAGUCUGAAGGCUGGCUGGGCCUUCAAAUACAAAUGGCUGUGCGAACCUGUGGAUUAUUCCUUCACGGCGUCCUCCAUUGACGUCGUAAGAUGCGUGUGGACAUACAUGAUGAUAAAACUCUUAGAUUUGGUGGACACGGUUUUCUUCGUCUUGAGGAAAAAGGCAGCUCACACAUCAUUCCUGCAUGUCUACCACCACGCGAUUGUCUUCUUUGGCGCGUGGUGCUGCACGAAGUACGUCCCGGGUGGACACGGAACGUUCAUUGGCCCGGUAAACGCCUUUGUUCACAUUGUGAUGUACACGUACUAUUUCGUCACAGCCACGUGGCCGGAGUACAGGAAGAGUUUGUGGUGGAAAAAGUACAUAACUCAGCUGCAACUGGCCCAGUUCUUGAUCGUCACUCUACACUCGUCCACGGUUCUGUUCAUGGACGACAGUUGCAAGUACCCUAAGCCGCUGGCAGCGUUCCUAGCGGUGCAGAAUGGAUUUAUGUUUAUCUUAUUCGCCGAAUUCUAUGUGAAAUCUUACAGAAGGAAAAUAAAAUAGAUUUAAACACCUAACAACUCUUUAAAAAUGUGUCAGACCUCAAACAAAUGCGAACGACGGUAAACUUCAUUCACAACAAAAUUAAGACAGACUGAAGUGGAGAGACGCAUUAAUAAUAAAUCAGCAAAAAAAAAAAAUUGCAUGUCUGUGCGUUUUCGUGGAAGGAGUUCAAUGCAUAACUUCGAGUUCUCACCCGAAAGUCGAAGUUACGCGAUCCUUACACAAAAAUACAUUAUUUAAAGAUAAAUAAAAAUGUAAAGCUCACCAUUACACACCUGGAUACACGAUGUGUAUAAGAAUUAUGUAAAUAAACGCGUAGCUUUAAUACAUUCAAUGAA
Zootermopsis nevadensis is the source of this 1499-nucleotide messenger RNA. The record is from RefSeq and is a predicted model, not a curated record. Lineage: Eukaryota; Metazoa; Arthropoda; Insecta; Blattodea; Termopsidae.